Messenger RNA from Eurytemora carolleeae, 811 nucleotides. RefSeq lists its product as uncharacterized. NCBI's taxonomy places the organism in Eukaryota, Metazoa, Arthropoda, Copepoda, Calanoida, Temoridae. The coding region runs from base 19 to 684 and encodes 221 amino acids. The transcript has 2 exons. The record is from RefSeq and is a predicted model, not a curated record.
AACAGUUGAGAUCGGACCAUGUCGGAGAGAAGACGUGUAGAAAGUAUCUCCGCGGCGAGUGUGCCGGCCGGGGAGGAGUUUAGUUCUUUAAAAGACGGGUUUUGGAACCCUAAGUACGAAGGUGAACCCAAGACUAGAUUAAGAUCGAAUACUCUGAUUACUACGGGUUCAACUAGACCUGAGACCCGACCCCGGAGAACCAUGUCCGUGUCGACAAAACAGAACCGUCCUACUCCGAGACCCAGGCUCAAUCCUAAACUUGGAAGUUUACAAGAACACGCCACUGGAGUAGACAUGGAUAAUGUUUACUCCACCCCGUGGUCCGACCAGGGUUGUAUUCGGACCCGGAUAUCCUCGGUGUCCUCCAGCUCCUCCUCCCUGUCCUCUUCAUCCUCCUCAAACCCGUCCUCUCCGACCAGUCUUAGUCCUGAACAGUUCUGGGCCAAGUACAAGAGAACCUGUGAGGGUUCAGUUUUUAAAACUCUUCUGUCCAAACUAUCAAUAUCUGAACUAGAACCCGUGGACUCCGAAGAACCCCUGUACGCUGAGAUAUACGGAGCUAAACCUUCCCAGAGUAAAAUAUCCCGUGAUUUGUUCCCAAUCCAACCUCCCCUACCCAGAAAGAACAGCAUAUCUAAACCCCCGGCUCGACCCCCAUAUCCAGCUUCAUCCAUUAAAAAAUAAAAAUCUCCUAGUCGAUAGAAGUGCCAUUAAAUAUAAGAUAGAAAACCACGUGAAAAUCCAAGUUGAACUGUAAUAUAAAUCUCAAUAAAUUAUAUUUAUGUAAAAAAUCAAAUUCUCUGAAUUAAAA